Messenger RNA from Scaptodrosophila lebanonensis, 2723 nucleotides. It is a transcript of the gene dnt, whose product is annotated as tyrosine-protein kinase Dnt. The coding region runs from base 296 to 2095 and encodes 599 amino acids. Gene Ontology annotation, biological process: protein phosphorylation; cell surface receptor protein tyrosine kinase signaling pathway; multicellular organism development. Gene Ontology annotation, cellular component: signaling receptor complex. Gene Ontology annotation, molecular function: ATP binding; protein kinase activity. The record is from RefSeq and is a predicted model, not a curated record. The transcript is spliced from 4 exons. NCBI's taxonomy places the organism in Eukaryota, Metazoa, Arthropoda, Insecta, Diptera, Drosophilidae.
UCAAGAAUAAAACAAAGUGCGCUCGAAAAUCGAGAAAAACAGCAAAACUAUUUGUGAAAAAUUGUGUUAAAUAAUAUAGAAAUUGUUUGCCAUACGCAUAAAAUGUUUAGUUAGCCGUGAAAGAAGUUUUUCGGGUGUCCUGCAUUGUUUUCCCUAUACAUUUUUCAACUUUGGCACUUUUUUCUCUGCAUCUGCGCUCUUCGUAUCUGCGGUUCGCGUCUGUUUCGUUUUGUUGUUUACGAAAAUGUGUGUGCAGUAAAUGUGCAGAAAAAUUGUGUAAAAUACAAAUUUAUAAAUGAAAAUGCCAAGUGUUUGCCAUCAAAUUUCGAUUAACAUGGCCCAGCUGCGCUACAAAAACGAAAACAACAGCAGCAGCAACAACAACAACAGAAACCAACGUUCCACGAUGCUGCCUCUUGCGCUGCUCGCCCUGGCAGCGCUAGUGCUGCGCGAUGGCAGCGGCGUGGCAGCGUAUAUGAAUAUUUUUCUAAAUCCAGAGGAAGUGAUGCGCUUGUUGGGCGUUUCGGCAGAGGUCUAUUAUGUGCGCGAGGGCCUCAUCAAUAACUAUGCCCUGAACUUCAUUGUGCCAGUGCCGGCGAAUGUACGUGACAUUAGCUUCACCUGGCAAUCGCUGGCGGGUCGUCCCCUGCCCUACAGCAUUAAUGUGGUCAGUUCGGAUCAAGAGGUAUUGCCGCGUCCGGCCAUGAAUGUCACGCAAAUUGGUGAGAUGCCCACGUACAUCCAAACCUGGGCCUUAGCCCUCAAAUGCAGCGGUGUGCGGGCGGCGGAAGUGGAUGUUACCAUUAGCGUGGAGGUCAUACUGAAUCGUGCUCUCAACAAUGUCACCCAUUUGGUGUUUCGACGCAAGAAGAUUUGUCUGCUCAGCGAGAGUGGCGAGGUUGAGCAGCCGGGCGAUGAUCUGGAUGAUCCGUUGUUGCUGGAAACGGUCCUGCCACCGCCCACUGGACUCAUUACCCUAGUGGUGGGCGUGUCCUUCGCUUUGGCCACGGUUAGCAUUCUGCUAUUGGUCGGUUAUUGCGUGCGUGGUGCUGCGGCGAAGCGACAGCUUCAUCAACACGGCGGUCAGCCGAUGCGCACCUCGAGCUUCCAGCGCCUGAAUACCCACCCACCCUGCCAGUCUUCCAUGGGUUCGGCAGCGUACAUGACUCCCUCGAUUAUAGCGCCGGUGCAUGCCUCGUCUCUGCCCCGAAAGGUGCCAGUGGAGCAGCAGCAACAGCCGGAGGAGCUUCAACGUCGCAUCUCUGAACUGACCGUAGAGCGUUGUCGGGUGCGUUUGUCCAGUCUGCUGCAGGAAGGCACCUUUGGACGUGUCUACCGUGGCACCUACAAUGAUAACCAGGAUGUGCUGGUCAAGACGGUGGCCCAACAUGCCAGCCAAAUGCAAGUCCUAUUGCUGCUGCAGGAAGGCAUGUUGUUGUACGGCGCGUCUCACCCGGGCAUUCUCUCUGUGCUGGGCGUCUCCAUUGAGGAUCACACCACACCUUUUGUACUAUACCCAGCGGUGAAUAAUACUCGCAAUCUGAAACUAUUCCUCUUGGAUCCGGCCUGUGCCCGCACCAUAACCACCAUACAAAUUGUGAUGAUGGCCUCACAGCUAUCCAUGGCACUCGGUCAUUUGCAUAGUCAUGGAGUGGUUCACAAGGAUAUUGCAACUAGAAAUUGCAUCAUCGACAAUCAGUUGCGCGUCAAACUCUCUGAUAGCUCGCUCUCGCGCGAUCUAUUCCCCGCCGACUACAAUUGUUUGGGCGAUAGCGAGAAUAGACCCAUCAAAUGGAUGUCUCUGGAGGCCUUGCAGCACAAGCUGUUCUCCGAGGCCAGUGACUCGUGGGCCUUUGGUGUACUCAUGUGGGAGCUCUGCACCUCGGCUAAGCAGCCCUAUGCUGAGGUGGAUCCCUUCGAAAUGGAGCAUUACCUCAAGGAUGGGUAUCGUCUGGCACAGCCUUUCAAUUGUCCCGAUGAGCUCUUUACCAUAAUGGCCUAUUGCUGGGCCCUCUUACCCGGGGAGCGUCCCACCUUUGCGCAGCUACAGGCCUGCCUCUCGGACUUUUAUUCCCAAAUCACGCGCUAUGUCUAGACUCUAGACCCUAGAGGAUAUAAUCAGCGCUCACUUGAAAAGUGCGCGCAUAGUCCACUUUACUCAUCUACACGUUUCUCGAAUUCCCAUUACCCUAGAUAGUUCAAGUUAUGUCCACCUCCCCCCUGUAGCCUAUGUACUCUUCGUUAUAUGUAUAUUGCAUUUGCCAAAUCUAAUUUGUAGGUUCUUUGGUAAUACCGGGGCGCGUCUUCGUGUAAAUAGUACAUUUAAUUUUAUCCUAAGUUCUCUUUAAUUUCUCCAACGAAAGACUCAUAUUUGUAUGCGUAUGAAUAUAGAAAUAUACACCUAACGAUUUAUAUAUAUAAAUUGCACGGAUUUUGUACAAUUUGGAAAUAGUUUUACACCAGAGUGUCGGCCACAAUCGGACAACUCUAUAACGGUAUGAGCCGUACUCUAAAUUUCAGCCAAUUACGUAACGCAAUUUAAGAGCAGAACGAAAUCUUCAAGCGAAAUCAAAUAUAGUGAUAUUUAUCUUAACAGUUAGUUAUACACAGUAAAGAGUUUUUACAAAAUAUACAUAUGUUACAUACACAAGCAAAGGAUAAUAAAUAUAUUUCAAAAAUAGCACACAUGCAAUACAAAAUGAUUAACAAUUUGUGGACACUCA